AUGAGGGUGGGUAACCAACUUAGCAGACUGAGGAAUCAGCUCAACAAUGAGAAGCUCAUCAGAACCAAGGGGUUGUGGGGCCCCGUCCAUGAGCUCGGCCACAACUAGCGGCGGCAGGAGUGGGAGUUUCCCCCGCAUACCACUGAGGCCGCAUGCAAUCUGUGGUGUAUUUACGUGCGCGAAACAGUCUUGCACAUCCCUUGAGGUUGUGCCAGUAUUGCUCUGUGGCCUCCAGUUCGGGAGAAGAGAGUCCGAAUCUACCUGGGCAAGGGUGUGAAAAACUGGAAUGCGUGGACUGUCCUGGAAAUGUAUCUACAGCUACAGGAGGCCUUUGGUUGGGAGCUUUUCAUCCGUCUCUUCACUGAGUAUAGGAACCAGACCAACUUGCCCACAGACAAUGUGGACAAAAUGAAUCUAUGGGUGAAGAUGUUCUCCCACCAAAUGCAGAAGAAUCUGGCUCCAUUCGUUGAGGCCUGGGCCUGGCCUAUCCAGAAGGAAAUGGCUACCAGCCUGGCCUAUCCUGAAUGGAAGGAAAAUAUAAUGAAAUUAUACCUCCUC
Messenger RNA from Lutra lutra (Eurasian river otter), 558 nucleotides. It is a transcript of the gene TCAF1, whose product is annotated as TRPM8 channel associated factor 1. The record is from RefSeq and is a predicted model, not a curated record. Gene Ontology annotation, biological process: positive regulation of anion channel activity. Lineage: Eukaryota; Metazoa; Chordata; Mammalia; Carnivora; Mustelidae.